This is a messenger RNA of Gavialis gangeticus (Gharial), 1272 nucleotides long. It is a transcript of the gene LUZP2, whose product is annotated as leucine zipper protein 2. Bases 295 to 1221 code for a protein of 308 amino acids. The transcript has 11 exons. NCBI's taxonomy places the organism in Eukaryota, Metazoa, Chordata, Crocodylia, Gavialidae. The record is from RefSeq and is a predicted model, not a curated record.
CCUUCAGGACAUCAAUAGAGUCACUGUGUUGAAUAAUCACAGGCUAUCAGGCAGUAGGCUUGCAGCAGCAGCUCCAUUGCCUGUGACAUCACUCCUAAAGCUCAAACCCCACUCUAAGCUCUCUUCAUUAGUCAGUCUGUUGGUCUGUCUGCAUUUACAGAUCGACGGACCUUCACACACCCGAGCGGCUGUCUUCUGAAUCAGGGCUUUGGAAAACAGAAAGCCUGUGGGAGAGAGACAGGGAAGAGGAUAGUGAGAGAGGAAGCCGACAAAACAGAUCAGACGAGCUACAAUAUGAAAUUCAUCUCUGCCUAUUACUUGCUGCCUCUCUUUCCUGUUCUGGUGUUCAGCACUAGACAGGGCUACGAAGAACUGGAAAGACAGCUGAAAGAAGUUUUUAAGGAAAGAAGCAACAUCCUCCGUCAACUGUCAAAGACAUCAAAAGAACUUGAGGGAAUUAAAGUAAAUCUCCAGUCUUUGAAAAAUGAUGAGGCAUCUGCCAAAAGUGAUGUGGAGAAACUUCUGGAACUGGGCCAAAAACAAAGGGAAGAAAUGAAAUCUCUCCAGGAGGCCUUUCAAAAGCAGCUUAAUGAGGCAGCUGAGAAAGCAGAAAAGCAGCAGGCAACUAUAAAUUUUCUGAAGACAGAAAUGGAGAGGAAGAGCAAAAUGAUCAGAGACCUCCAGAAUGAGAACAAAAGCCUGAAAAACAAACUUCUGUCAGGAAACAAGCUUUGUGGUAUUCAUGCAGAAGAGUCAAAAAAGAUUCAAGCCCAGCUGAAGGAGCUUCGCUAUGGGAAAAAGGAUUUGAUUUUUAAGAGCAGAGCUAAUGGACAGAGAGACCUAAUGGAUGCAGUAAGUUCAUUUAUCAGAAUAUUUUCUUUCAUGGCACAACAGCUAACAGAUCUGGAGCAAAAACUUGCAGUUGCAAAAGAUGAACUAGAAAAGGCAGCCCUUGACAAAGAGUCUCAGCUGAAAGCUUUGAAGGAGACUGUCCAACUCUGCUUGUCUUCUGUUCUUCACAAUCAACCUCCAGCUAUGAAUAUAAUCCAUUCAAAACCAACUGAGAGGCUGACAUCCCCAGUUACAAACGGCUCAAAAGUUCCAUUUCAAGCAACAAACACUAAGCAAAGUGCAUCCACAGAGAAAGAGACCCUUCAUGUUGCCUCAGCAAAAGGAGGAAACCAAAGCAUCCAGGAGUGUGAUUCUCAAAACGUAAGAUGAAUCCACUUGGGAAUAGGGGCUUAAUAUAAAUAAAAUGCAAACUUUCUUGUU